Molecule: messenger RNA, 1344 nt
Organism: Indicator indicator
Lineage: Eukaryota; Metazoa; Chordata; Aves; Piciformes; Indicatoridae
Product: loricrin-like
Exons: 3
Coding region: 1-1344 (447 amino acids)
Source: RefSeq, a predicted model, not a curated record
AUGUGCUCCAGACAGAGCUCCGGAGGCUGCCAUGGGAGCUCCUCCCAGGCCAGUGGAUACCACAGCAGCAGCUGCUGCCAUGGGGGCAGCUCCUCCAGCUACCAGGCCCAGGGCUCCUCCUGCUGUGGGGGCUCCUCUGGCUACGGCAUGGGAGGAGGCUCCAGCGGCGGAGGAUCAGCCCAGAAGAUCAUCAUCAGCUCUGGGGGAGGAGGAGGAGGAGGAGGAGGCUCCUCAGGCUGCUGUGGUGGGGGAUCCAGUGGGGGAUCUUCAGGAGGGAAGAUCAUCAUCGGGGGUGGAGGUGGUGGAGGCUCCUCUGGCUGCUGUGGUGGAGGAUCCUCAGGCUAUGGCAUGGGAGGAGGAUCCAGUGGAGGCUCUUCAAAGAGUAUAAUGGGAGGGGGAGGUGGUGGAGGCUCCUCUGGCUGCUGUGGUGGAGGAUCCAGUGGGGGAUCUUCAGGAGGGAAGAUCAUCAUCGGGGGUGGAGGUGGUGGAGGAUCCUCUGGAUGCUGCAUGGGAGGAGGGUCCAGUGGUGGAUCUUCAGGAACAAAGGUCAUCAUUGGAGGUGGAGGAUCCUCAGGCUAUGGCAUGGGUGGGGGAUCUAGUGGUGGAUCUUCAAAGAGCAUGAUGGGAGGGGGUGGAGGAUCCUCUGGAUGCUGUAUGGGAGGAGGGUCCAGUGGUGGAUCUUCAGGAACAAAGAUCAUCAUUGGAGGUGGAGGAUCCUCAGGCUAUGGCAUGGGAGGAGGAUCCAGUGGAGGUUCUUCAAAGAGCAUGAUGGGAAGGGGAGGUGGUGGAGGCUCCUCUGGCUGCUGUGGUGGAGGAUCCAGUGGGGGAUCUUCAGGAGGGAAGAUCAUCAUCGGGGGUGGAGGUGGUGGAGGCUCCUCUGGAUGCUGCAUGGGAGGAGGAUCCAGUGGUGGAUCCUCAGGAACAAAGGUCAUAAUGGGAGGUGGAGGUGGGGGAGGCUCCUCUGGCUGCUGCAGUGGGGGCUCCUCAGGCUAUGGGAUGGGAGGAGGGUAUGGUGGUGGUAGUGGAGGGUCUGGCCAGAAGAUCAUCAUCAGCUCUGGUGGUGGAGGAGGAGGAGGAGGCUCCUCAGGCUGCUGCAUGGGAGGAGGAUCCGGUGGGGGCUCCUCAGGAGGCAAGAUCAUCAUUGGAGGUGGAGGUGGUGGUGGAGGAUCCUCAGGCUGCUGUGGUGGAGGAUCCAGUGGUGGUUCCUCAGGCCACACAAUCAUCAUCAGCUCUGGUGGGGGUGGUGGAGGCUCCAUGCAGCAGAAGUGUCCCAUUGUGGUCCCCAGCAUGGGGUCCCACCAGAGCAAGCAGCCCUGCAGCUGGCCCUGCAGCCAGCAGAAGUAA